AUGGGGAAUCUACGCGCUUGUCUUCAGUGCCGUGAGUCAAAGCGGAAAUGCUCUCGGAAGGAUCCCUGCGAAGUCUGUGACUCGUGCCGAUACAGGAACCUCCGAUGCAGUGCUGCGACGGUAAUACCGGCGAAGAGGCCGACUUCUGAUGGCAGACAUGUAGAGUCACCUAUGGUGGAGCCAAUGUCAUCACCACUACCACUCGCGGGCCUCUCUCAAGACACAAUUGCCGAGUUUGUCAAUAAUUAUCUGGACAAAGUUCAUGGUGGAUGCCAUAGCAUCUUUCAUCCAGACACACUGCGGACUCAGUUGCGGCAAGGUACAGUGAACAAGACUGUGCUGUACGCUAUUUGCGCCCUAGGAUCCAAAUUCGCCGCAGAUAAUGGUAAGAGGGCAGCAGAAGACUCACUUGCUGCCGAAGCCAAGAGGUUAUUACACGCGGAUCUUGAAAACAUUUGCAUCGAGAACGUGCAGGCAUGCAUCGUGUUGGCGGCCCUCAGCUCCGGGAACUCCCAGCCUUCUUCAGGAGCACUAUACAUUCGUAUUGCUGUCGGCAUGGCCGAACUCUUGCAUCUAGGACAGCCACGAAGCUUUGCUAAUCAAGACUCCAUCCUCACCCAUGAAACUUCAAGGAGGAUAUGGUGGUCGCUCUACAUAGCAGAGCGAUGGUGCUUCUCUGGACUUGGCCUCCGUUGUCGCAUGGAUGAUGCUGACCACUACCAAGAGGGCCAUGUUCCACCCAUGGAUGACUUUCUAUUCUUCUGUCUUUCUGCCGGCGAUCCGAAUCCCUCUAGCAUUGUUCAAAAACCCGGCCUCUGGAGUUUUAUGAUCAAACUCACCAGCUAUUUCGGUUCUAUCCAGGAUCUUAACCGGCAAAUCGCCACAGGCGGUCUCCUCGCAUCUGCCACGAAAGAUAAGAUCAAACAGCUCGGGCAGCAGCUCGAAGACUGGCAUCGCUCAAUUCCUUUGGACAUGCAGAUGACCGCUGAGAACCUAGAGCGCUGGAUAAGAAAGGGUUUGGCUAGGCCCUUUGUGUCACUCCACCUAACCUAUCACCAUUUUUCAACACUACUUUACUUUCACUUUCUCGAGGAGCAGCACCGGCGGCCCACCUUGUACGCAAAUGCAUGCAACUAUGUUGCUCGCUGUAAACACCACGCUACUUCUUUCAGCAGUCUUCUCAGUCUCUCUCGCCAGGCAACGGAGACCGAAAUCAACUACUCGAAUGUCGGCCAUAUGAUUGUAGUUUCUUCAUCAGUACUCGUACACACUCUUCUAUUUGGCGACAUGCAUGAGCUUCCCGAAGCACGGCAGAAGCUGAAUUCCAACUUUGACGCUCUAAUGCGACUUCGGCGCUACUGGCCGGCCACGACAGCGAUGAUCAACCGGUUGAAUUUCUUUCAAACCGUCUGUCUCUUAACUCUCGAAUCCUACAAGCUAGACGGGUGGAUGGUGCGAUUUCUCUUAGAGCAUUCACUUCCACUUGAGAGUAGAGAACUACCAGUGUUGCCACCAAACUUGCAAGCAAGUAUGCCAGUUUUAUCACCGGAACCGCAGGAACUAGCGGGAGCAGGGAGAUACACGAAUUUUGAAGCUCACAUUGUUUGA
This is a messenger RNA of Colletotrichum truncatum, 1608 nucleotides long. RefSeq names its product C6 transcription factor. Lineage: Eukaryota; Fungi; Ascomycota; Sordariomycetes; Glomerellales; Glomerellaceae. Gene Ontology annotation, biological process: DNA-templated transcription. The record is from RefSeq and is a predicted model, not a curated record. Gene Ontology annotation, molecular function: zinc ion binding; DNA binding. Gene Ontology annotation, cellular component: nucleus.